AUGGAGAACAGGAACGUGCGGAUCCUCGUAGAGGGAGGUCAGCUCGGCACGCUGGUUGGCAAGAUCGGCGCCAAUUUGUCAGAAGCAGUCGGGAGCCCGGCUCAGGAACCACAGGACAGGAUGCUCCACAGACACUGCGGUAGCCCCAGGCUGGUCGCUCUGUCGCGGGAGAGAGCGGACGAGGAGGCGGACGCCCGGAACGGCGAUAUCAGCCUGGGAGGAGUCCCCUCCGCUGCGGGGAAAGCUCACUCAGAACUCCGCAACAAGGAGCACAGCAGCUCCGACACGGAGUCCGAUUUCUACGAGGAAAUUGAUGUCAGCUGCACGCCAGACAGCAUGGAGUACCCCAACGGGAAGGGCCGCGGUGGUGACUCUCCGGGCCGCGGUGGUGACUCGCCGGGCCGCGGCGGUGAAAUCGGGCCGGACUCGGGGAAGAUGAGCGCGAUGCAAGCUUCGCUGUCCUACGGCGCGGACCAGAUGCGCCGGUACCGGACGGCUUUCACGCGGGAACAAAUCGCCCGGUUGGAGAAAGAGUUCUACCGGGAGAACUACGUCUCCAGGCCCCGGAGAUGCGAGCUUGCGGCCGCUCUAAAUCUACCGGAAACAACAAUAAAGGUGUGGUUCCAGAACCGGCGGAUGAAGGACAAGCGGCAGCGCCUGGCUCUGACGUGGCCGCACCCCGCUGACCCCGCCUUCUACAGCUACAUGAUGAGCCACGCAGCCGCGGCGGGAAGCCUGCCCUACCCCUUCCCCUCGCACCUGCCCCUGCCCUACUACCCCCCGCUGGGCCUGGGGGGCGCCUCUGCCCCCGCCCCGCCCUUCAGUGCCCCCCUCCGGCCCCUCGACACCUUCCGGGUGCUGUCCCACCCCUACCCCCGGCCUGAGCUGCUCUGCGCAUUCCGCCCCUCGCUCUACCCGUCUGCGCCCCACGGGCCCUGCUCCUGCCUGGCCUGCCAGGGGGGCUCUGCGCACCGCGCCCCCCCCUCCGACUUCAGCGGGCCCCCCUCCAGCAGGACUGACGCCUUCCUGACCUUUGCGCCCGCAGCCGGGCUCAGCAAGCCCCCCGCCGUCUCCCUCGACCAGCGAGAGGAAGUGCCGCUAACCAGAUAA
Messenger RNA from Conger conger (European conger), 1110 nucleotides. RefSeq names its product even-skipped homeobox 1 (gene evx1). Lineage: Eukaryota; Metazoa; Chordata; Actinopteri; Anguilliformes; Congridae. Gene Ontology annotation, biological process: regulation of transcription by RNA polymerase II. The record is from RefSeq and is a predicted model, not a curated record. Gene Ontology annotation, molecular function: DNA-binding transcription factor activity, RNA polymerase II-specific; RNA polymerase II cis-regulatory region sequence-specific DNA binding. Gene Ontology annotation, cellular component: nucleus. The coding region runs from base 1 to 1110 and encodes 369 amino acids. The transcript has 3 exons.